Hydatigera taeniaeformis is the source of this 291-nucleotide messenger RNA. The record is from the annotation of a GenBank genome assembly. NCBI's taxonomy places the organism in Eukaryota, Metazoa, Platyhelminthes, Cestoda, Cyclophyllidea, Taeniidae.
GACCGGGAAGAGUGCCUGUCCAAGUUGCAGCGUCACGACUACCCCCAGAUUGUCGGGUGUGGUGUUUUCGAUGGUCACGGAGGACCUGAAGCAGCUGAGCACUGCUCAAACCUGGCACCUUUUCUCCUCAGUCGUUAUUUGCAACAGCGCUUCCUCGAGACAUCGGUUCUUCGUCGCUCCUCCGAAACUAUCCCUGACAUCCUUACAAGAGUCAUUCACGAACUUAACUUCUCAGUUACCGAAUGUCAUCGGCAAAAGGUGAGUCCUACCUUUCCUCCCGUUGGUCCUUAA